AUGGACUUUGUUUCGCUUCCGCUUGCUCUAGAACAUGUAAACGAGGAGCAAGAUAGGGGUGUUCUCUAUAUAAGCAGAAUCCCGCCCAAAAUGACGCCCGGAAUUUUACGAGAACUAUUAACGCCGUAUGGAAAGCUCAGCAGAAUCUUUCUUACGCCCAAGCAAGAGCAUUCGACAAAAAAGAGACAAUCUCGAGUAGAUGACCGCAAAAAGCCAUUCCACGGAUCAGGGUUCGUCGAGGGAUGGAUUGAGUUCACCUACAAAAAAGAUGCCAAGCGGGCGGCAGAGAUUUUGAACUGCAAUCCCAUUGGCAGAACCGGGAGGAGCAAGAGAUUCGCAGACGAUCUAUGGAAUUUGAAAUACUUAUCAAAGUUCACAUGGUCGCACCUUACAGACCAGUUGGCCUAUAAAAAGGCAGUCCGAGAGCAACGGCUCAAUGCCGAAAUUUCGCAGUCGAAAAAGACAAACCAGCUCUAUUUGCAAAAGGCGGAAAAGGCGCGGACAAUCGAUGCCAUGGAGCGGAAGCGUGCGCAGAAGCAGCCCGCAGCAACCGAGCCAACGCCAAACGACACUGCUCAAUCGACGUCAUCCCUCAUUUCGCAGAUAUCAAAAAGAUUCCGACAACGCAAGCCGAUCCUUUGUACAGAUGAUGGUGACAAUAAAACCUAA
Molecule: messenger RNA, 669 nt
Organism: Mitosporidium daphniae
Lineage: Eukaryota; Fungi; Microsporidia
Exons: 1
Coding region: 1-669 (222 amino acids)
Biological process (GO): endonucleolytic cleavage in ITS1 to separate SSU-rRNA from 5.8S rRNA and LSU-rRNA from tricistronic rRNA transcript (SSU-rRNA, 5.8S rRNA, LSU-rRNA); endonucleolytic cleavage in 5'-ETS of tricistronic rRNA transcript (SSU-rRNA, 5.8S rRNA, LSU-rRNA); endonucleolytic cleavage to generate mature 5'-end of SSU-rRNA from (SSU-rRNA, 5.8S rRNA, LSU-rRNA)
Cellular component (GO): nucleolus
Molecular function (GO): RNA binding
Source: RefSeq, a predicted model, not a curated record